CCACGGUCUUUGAUUCAGUUUCCGGAGUUUCUGCAACCAUGGCGGCCGCUGUGAGAAUUGUGUGGAAAACUGUACCAUCCACGGCAUCUUCUCGUUAUGCUGCGAGUGGCAUUUCUCUUAACGGGGGUGGGAAUCCCUUUUCCCCAGUUUUCAUUUAUACAUAAGCCACGUGUUACGAGUCAAAAGCGCCUUGCAUCUCAUUUCACCUUCCAGCCUGACCCGCCACCUUCAGAAUUUGGUUCAACCCAAAAGAUGAAUCUGUUCCAGGCUGUGUCAAGUGCUAUGGAUAACACUUUAGCCAAUGACCCAACUGCAGUGAUUUUUGGGGAAGAUGUUGCAUUUGGAGGGGUCUUUAGAUGUACUGUUGGUCUGAGAGACAAAUAUGGAAAGGACAGAGUUUUUAAUACACCACUUUGUGAACAAGGCAUUGUAGGUUUUGGAAUAGGUAUUGCAGCUACAGGAGCAACUGCUAUUGCAGAAAUCCAGUUUGCGGACUACAUCUUCCCUGCUUUUGAUCAGAUUGUCAAUGAAGCAGCAAAGUACCGUUACCGAUCUGGAAAUAUGUUUGAUUGUGGUAGAUUAACUAUUAGAGCACCCUGGGGUUGUGUUGGCCAUGGAUCUCUCUAUCACUCACAGAGCCCUGAAGCGUAUUUUGCACAUACUUCUGGACUAAAGGUGGUUGUUCCAAGAGGCCCAGUUCAAGCAAAAGGUCUACUUUUGUCUUGUAUAAAGGAUAACAAUCCUUGCAUUUUCUUUGAACCAAAAAUUCUGUAUAGGGCUGCAGUUGAGCAAGUGCCUGUGGAUUCAUACUACAUCCCACUGUCUCAAGCUGAGGUACUUCAGGAAGGAAGCGAUGUUACACUUGUUGCCUGGGGAACUCAGGUUCAUGUUUUGAAGGAAGUAGCAAAUAUGGCUCAAGAAAAACUUGGAGUGUCAUGUGAGAUUAUUGACCUUAAAACCAUAUUGCCUUGGGACAUUGAUACAGUUUGUAAGUCUGUGGUUAAGACCGGGAGAUUAUUGAUCAGCCAUGAAGCUCCGGUAACAGGAGGAUUUGCUGCUGAAAUUAGUUCUACUGUACAGGAAGAAUGCUUUUUGAAUCUUGAAGCUCCAAUUGCUAGAGUAUGUGGCUAUGAUACUCCAUUCCCACAUAUUUUUGAGCCUUUCUACAUCCCGGAUAAGUGGAAAUGUCUUGAAGCCGUUAAGAAAAUGCUAAAUUAUUAGUUUUAAAUGUGCCUGAAGGGGUAAGAAGAUGACUCCUGACCUUCUCCUUACGAGUAAGAUUGUAUUUGGUCCAAGACUUUUACAUCACCCUAAAAUCUACUCUACCCGCUGACAAAAAGUAUCUCACUGCUAGGCGGAGACCUUAUCAAAUUGGUGUUUUUUUCUGGUCAUUUUUGUUUGUAUAUUUAUUUUCCUAAGGCUGUGUAAAUUAUCUUGGAAAAUCCAAGAAAGUAAAAGUGGACAAGAGAAUCCUUCACAAUAGUGAAAUACUAUAAAUACUCCUCUAGAUAUGUUGUAUGUAAAAUGUCUUACAUUUCUAAACUAUAAUACAAUGAAUGUUUUGGAUGUCUAUACAUAGAGAACCGGGUGCAUAGUCAAAUAAAUUCUGAUGGUUCUGACACCUUCAGCUUCUUUAAAAAGUACUCUGACAAUUAAUAGAACUUGAUUUUGUCAUUAAGACAUGAUUUUUAACUGUGCCAGGUUUUAUGUCAGAGUAACUGACCUUUAUUCUCAUGUAAAUGUAUUUUUGUCUUCUUAAUCUCCUCCUGUGCUUUUGGAGUGGAGUGUUUGUCGUCUUUUCUUCUUGAAGCAUUUAUUCCAGCACUGAUUUAAUUGAAAAUUAGGUUUUAAAAAGAAAUAGUAUAUAAACAAAGAGUUAGACAUUAAUAUUAUGGAGGACUAUUUCGGUCAAAAUUAAAUAAAUAAAUAAAUGCACA
This is a messenger RNA of Erpetoichthys calabaricus (reedfish), 1937 nucleotides long. It is a transcript of the gene bckdhb, whose product is annotated as branched chain keto acid dehydrogenase E1 subunit beta. Lineage: Eukaryota; Metazoa; Chordata; Cladistia; Polypteriformes; Polypteridae. The record is from RefSeq and is a predicted model, not a curated record. Bases 97 to 1221 code for a protein of 374 amino acids. Gene Ontology annotation, molecular function: catalytic activity. Gene Ontology annotation, biological process: branched-chain amino acid catabolic process; response to nutrient. The transcript has 11 exons.